This is a messenger RNA of Yarrowia lipolytica CLIB122, 579 nucleotides long. RefSeq names its product 40S ribosomal protein eS7. Gene Ontology annotation, cellular component: 90S preribosome; cytosolic small ribosomal subunit; ribosome. The record is from RefSeq and is a predicted model, not a curated record. Gene Ontology annotation, molecular function: structural constituent of ribosome. Lineage: Eukaryota; Fungi; Ascomycota; Dipodascomycetes; Dipodascales. Gene Ontology annotation, biological process: translation; ribosomal small subunit biogenesis; rRNA processing.
AUGUCUGCCGCCCUCAAGAUCAUCAAGCAGGACCCCUCCGAGCUCGAGCUCCAGGUCGCCCAGGCCUUUGUCGACCUCGAGAACUCCUCUCCCGACUUCAAGUCCGAGCUGCGACUUUUCCAGUUCAAGUCUGCCCGAGAGCUUGAGGUUUCUGCCGGCAAGAAGGCCCUCGUUAUCUUUGUGCCUGUCCCCGCCCUCCCCGCUGUCCACAAGAUCCAGCAGCGACUCACCCGAGAGCUCGAGAAGAAGUUCUCCGACCGACACGUUGUCUUCCUUGCUGAGCGACGAAUCCUCCCCAAGGCCGGCCGAAAGGCUCUGCCCUCUCAGCCUCGACCCAUGUCUCGAACCCUGACCAAGGUCCACGAGGCUCUCCUCGAGGAUCUCGUUUUCCCCACCGAGAUCAUUGGCAAGCGAGUCAAGUACCAGGUUGGUGGCACUCGAAUCCAGAAGGUUUUCCUCGACUCCAAGGACUCCACCUUCAUCGACAACAAGCUCGAGUCCUUCCAGUCUGUCUACAACAAGCUCACCGGCAAGAAGGUUGUCUUUGAGAUUCCUGCCAACCAGGGCGAGGUCUACUAA